AAUUCUGAGGGAUGAGAGGGAGGGUGUGAAAGAGAGAGAGAGAGGGAGAGAGAUAAAUUGCAAGUGUCCACGUUGGAGCAGUCUUAUUCAACAGGUCUAGCCAUGGAGUUCAAAGGACUGUGUGCGAUGCUGGGAGUACUCCUACUGGUGAGCUGCUCAUUCCAGCAGACUCCACCAAAAAAGAAGCAAGCGAAGAAAGAUACAACAAAGGAUCCUGCCAUUGAGGACCUACAGAAACAGAUCAACGACAUUAACCAGGAGCUCAACCUACUGAAGGAGCAACAGGCCCUGCAGACAGUCUGUUUGAAAGGCGUAAAGAUCCAUAGAAAGUGUUUCUUGGCCGACCCUGUGAGGAAGCGCUAUCACACUGCUAGUGAAGACUGUCACGCCCUGGGUGGUGUUCUUGGUACACCAACAUCCAGCGAUGAGAACAACCAGCUCACAGACUACAUCCGCCAGAGCAUCGGCCUGGAUGAGCAGGUCUGGCUGGGCAUCAAUGACAUGGUUAAAGAGGGCACCUGGACGGACCAGACCGGCCUCAGCAUCACAUACAAAAACUGGGACAUGUCCAAUUCUCAGUCCCCUCAGCCAGAUGGCGGCCAGUCCCAGAACUGUGCCGUCCUGUCUGAGGCCUCCUAUGGGAAGUGGUCUGAUGAGAACUGUCGCGAGGAGAAGCCCUCUGUCUGCCAGUUCAACAUUGUUUGAUCACAUUUAUCUCAGACUCUGCGCAUGGCUGUAGUCGCUUUGUGUGUGUACUCUUGCUGUAGUGCCACUUUGCCUACUAUUCUAAAAGGAGUUGUUACUCCAGUGGUUCUCAGCUGGCUUUGCAUCGGGACCCUCUUCAGAUCUAGAAGUUCACAUUCAGUUGCAGGAAACAGCGAUAAAUGAGCUUGUUAUAGUAAACCAAAGUGAGCUGGUGAUAUGUAGUCUCCUAUAAUAUCUGGCCUGAUGUAACCUGAAAAUGACCAUCAAUAAACUAUG
Molecule: messenger RNA, 981 nt
Organism: Monopterus albus (swamp eel)
Lineage: Eukaryota; Metazoa; Chordata; Actinopteri; Synbranchiformes; Synbranchidae
Gene: clec3bb
Product: C-type lectin domain family 3, member Bb
Exons: 3
Coding region: 103-705 (200 amino acids)
Biological process (GO): bone mineralization; ossification
Source: RefSeq, a predicted model, not a curated record